UUGGCUCAGACAGUGCAAACGCCUUCGCAACACCUCGUCCAUCAUUUCCUUCUUCUUUGACACCAUGGGCCUUGAGGCACAUUUGCAGCAUGCGUCUCUCUUGAAGAAGGUCGCUGAAUCUAUGAAGGACUUGUGCAAGGACGUGAACUUUGACUGCUCCGAGAAGGGCAUUGAGGUGCAAUGCAUGGACAGCUCACAUGUAGCAUUGGUCUCCGUGCUGCUGCGAGAGUCUGCCUUCGCUGAGUUCAAGUGUGACCGUCCAGUGUCGCUUGGUAUGAACAUUGACUCGUUGACCAAGAUCCUGAAGAUGACAAGCGCCAAUGACUCGUUGAAGAUUCGACACCAGACAGAUGCCGACACAGUCAACUUCCAGUGUGAAGGCUCAGAUGAUCGCAUUGCUGACUUCGAUUUGAAGCUCAUGCAAAUCGAGAGCGAACAUAUGGAAAUCCCGGAGCAGCACUACAAGGUUGUCGCAAAGUUGCCUUCUUCUGAGUUUCAGAAGGUUUGCCGUGACUUGAAGGAGUUUGGUGAGACCAUUCAGAUCAGUGGCAGCAAAGAAGGAUUGAAAUUCAUGGUGCAGGGUGAUUUGGGCAGUGGCAACGUGAUGUUGAAGCCUCGUGAGGGAGAGAAGCCUGAGGAGAAGGUAUCACUCACAGUCCACGAGCCAGUCACUGCCACUUUUGCACUUCGCUAUUUGGUGAACUUUGCAAAGGCAGAGAAGCUUUGUGGUUCCGUCGAAUUGGGUCUUAGUCCUGAUGCUCCCUUGCUGGUGAAGUAUGACUUGGAGACCGCAGACAAGGGGCACAUGCAGUUCUACCUUGCCCCAAAGAUUGACGAGUGAUAAAGUUGCUUUGGUUCAGUAUCACAGCAUGCGUGGUGCUGUUGCUGGAAGACAGCAGCAUUUUAGCACGCAAUGCCGUGUAUGUUUUGAGUGUAGUCAAGCGCUGCUUGCGAAGGGAAUCACUGCUGGGGUUGCAGUGUAAAGAAGGUCAAUCUGGUCGUGUGAAAGACGGCGAUCAAAGGGAGAUCCAACAGUUUUGUGUCAUUUGAAGGAUGGUCCAGCGCUUUGCACACACAUACACGACAUCCAAACCUAACAGGCUGCUGAGGCUACACACCAU
Molecule: messenger RNA, 1121 nt
Organism: Durusdinium trenchii
Lineage: Eukaryota; Dinophyceae; Suessiales; Symbiodiniaceae
Source: the annotation of a GenBank genome assembly